CACGCACCGCCCGCGCCCGAGCCCACCGCCCAGAGAGCCCGGCCGGGCGCCGCGCAGCCGAGCCCGCGAGCGGAGCUCGCCACCAAGGAUGAAUCAGCACCCACCAAAUUUUUGAGACCGCUCACGGCUUAGAGGCAAGCUCGUCUAAAUUAAGGCCGGCUAAGGUGGCAUUGCUGGGAUUUAAUCCCCUAGCUGCCCGUGUGACCAGAGGCUGAUUUGCAAGUUUCUUCUUUCCUGGAGUCUGGAUUGUCAGGUCUCCCGGGACCUGCGACUUGACAGCAAAAGUGCAAAAUGAAGAAGAUCAGAGAUAAGCGUCAGCAGCGGAGACCUGGGGGCCUCUUGGGGGCUUUUACACACCAGGGCAGAAGAUUCUCUGACCAUCAAAGGAAAUAGCAAACUGGAGCCUUUGUUUUGGGACAGAGCCACCUACCACAGAGCAUCGGCACGGCCUGCCAGAAAGUUCUUGGAGCCUGAGCAAGGCUGGGGUACCUGGAUGUGUGCCUGAUGGUCCAGUUAGAGCGGGGAAGUUCACUGUGAAGGAAGGUGUGAAAUGUCUCAAGUGAGGUGGGCGGCUUUGGGCUUGGCUGGGUAGGCAGUGCUGGGGUUGGUCUCUGCCUUCAGAAGGGGGUUUGCGCAUCCAGGAGUCUUUGCCCAGCUCUCAAGGACACAGGGCCCUUACAGCCUUUCAAGUCCCAUCUCCCGUCCCCUUGGGCCCUCUGCUCCUCCCCACCCUGCCCCUGCUCGGUGCCUCUGCUGAGAUGGAGCGGUGAGCCUGCUGUGGACGAUGACUGCUGUGUUUGUGAAUGGAGGCGGCCUGGUGAACCCCCACUGUGCCAGAUGGGGUCGGCGGGAAAGCGAGGAGAGUGGCUGUCAGACGGAGUUGGCCAAGGAGGACGAGGAGGGAGAGCCUCGCCAGCUGACACCCUUUGAGAAGCUGACCCAGGACAUGUCCCAGGAUGAGAAGGUGGUGAGGGAGAUCACUCUGGGCAAGCGGAUCGGCUUCUAUCGCAUCCGAGGGGAGAUCGGAAGUGGGAACUUCUCCCAAGUCAAGCUGGGGAUUCACUCCCUAACCAAAGAAAAGGUGGCCAUUAAGAUCCUGGAUAAGACCAAGUUAGACCAGAAAACCCAAAGGCUACUAUCCCGCGAAAUCUCCAGCAUGGAAAAACUGCACCAUCCCAACAUCAUCCGCCUUUAUGAGGUCGUGGAGACUCUAUCCAAGCUCCACCUGGUGAUGGAGUAUGCAGGGGGAGGGGAGCUCUUUGGGAAGAUCAGCACGGAAGGGAAGUUCUCAGAAGCAGAAAGCAAGCUCAUCUUCUCCCAGAUUGUGUCUGCUGUGAAGCAUAUGCAUGAAAACCAAAUUAUUCACAGAGAUCUGAAAGCAGAAAAUGUGUUCUAUACCAAUAAUACUUGUGUGAAGGUGGGCGACUUUGGAUUCAGCACAGUCAGUAAAAAAGGUGAAAUGCUGAACACUUUCUGUGGGUCUCCACCCUACGCGGCGCCAGAACUUUUUCGAGAUGAGCACUACGUCGGCGUUUAUGUGGACAUCUGGGCCUUGGGGGUGCUUCUCUACUUCAUGGUGACUGGCACCAUGCCAUUUCGGGCAGAGACGGUGGCCAACCUGAAGAAGAGCAUCCUGGAAGGCACCUAUAGCGUGCCUCCACAUGUGUCAGAGCCCUGCCUCCGCCUCAUCCGGGGAGUCCUCCAGCCAGUACCCACGGAGAGGUACGGAAUCGACUCCAUCAUGAACAAUGAGUGGAUGCAAGGGGUGCCAUACCCCACCCCUUUGGAGCCUUUCCAGCUAGAUCCCAAACAUUUGUCAGAGACCAGCAGCCUCAAAGAAGAAGAAAAUGAGGUCAAAAGCACUUUAGAACACUUGGGCAUUACCGAAGAGCACAUUCGCAAUAACCAAGGGAGAGAUGCCCGAAGCUCCAUCACAGGGGUCUAUCGAAUUAUUCUGCAUAGAGUCCAAAAGAAAAAGGCUUUGGAAAGUGUUCCAAUAAUGAUACUACCAGACCCUAAAGACAAGGACCUCAAGAAAGGAUCCCGUGUUUAUAGAGGCAUAAGACACACAUCCAAAUUUUGUUCAAUUUUAUAAAUUGCAUUAGACUGCUGGUAAUUAACUAAGAUCGUUGUUGCUGCUUUUAAAUUUUUUUCACCAACUUGAGUGGAGACUUUUUGUAAUUUUUAAAUAAAUU
Molecule: messenger RNA, 2195 nt
Organism: Dama dama (fallow deer)
Lineage: Eukaryota; Metazoa; Chordata; Mammalia; Artiodactyla; Cervidae
Gene: NIM1K
Product: NIM1 serine/threonine protein kinase
Exons: 4
Coding region: 785-2095 (436 amino acids)
Biological process (GO): intracellular signal transduction; microtubule cytoskeleton organization; protein phosphorylation
Cellular component (GO): cytoplasm
Molecular function (GO): tau-protein kinase activity; protein serine/threonine kinase activity; ATP binding
Source: RefSeq, a predicted model, not a curated record